AUGGCAGUCUCUUGUCUCUCAUCCGCACAUCCGCUCUCGCUGCCCUCGUCUCACGCUCCCUCACUCCCAACUCCCUCGCUCCCUCCCUCCUUCCCUCCCUCCUUUCCUCCCUCCUGUUGCCCUCCUUUCCUCUCUCCCUCCUUCGGUCAUUCCUUCCCUCGCACCCCCGUUCAGUAUCCCGCCUUCUCUCACUCCCUUCUUUCCCCUCCCUCCUUCCGUCCCCUCCUCCCAUCCCUUACCCUCCAUCACUCCUUUCCUCUCUCCUUCGGUCCCUCCCUCCGUCGCUCCAUCCCACCGUCCUUUGUUUUCUCCCUCUCCUUUCCUCCCUCUCUCCAUCCUUUGCUCCCUCCUUUCCUCUCCAUCCUUCCCUUCCGAUCUCUUUCCCUCUCUUCUUCCUUCCCUUUCUCCCUCCUUCCCUUCCUUUUUCCUUCCCUCCUUCCCUCUCGUCUUCCCUCUCUUUCUCCUUCUGUCCCUCUUACCCUUCCUCCAUCCUUCCCUCCCUUCGACCUCCUCUCCCUUGCUUGUUCUCCCUUCGUCCCUGUCUCCCUCCUUCAAUCCCUCGUUUCCUCUCUCCUUCCUUGCAUUUCUCCUCCUUCCUUUCCCUCUCUUCUUCUCUCACUUUCUCCCUCUCGCCCUGUUUCCCUUCCUCCAUCCUUCCCUCCCUUCGACCUCCUCUCCCUUGCUUGUUCUCCCUUCGUCCCUGUCUCCCUCCUUCAAUCCCUCGUUUCCUCUCUCCUUCCUUGCAUUUCUCCUCCUUCCUUUCCCUCUCUUCUUCUCUCACUUUCUCCCUCUCGCCCUGUUUCCCUUCCUCCAUCCUUCCCUCCCUUCGACCUCCUCUCCCUUGCUUGUUCUCCCUUCGUCCCUGUCUCCCUCCUUCAAUCCCUCGUUUCCUCUCUCCUUCCUUACAUUUCUCCUCCUUCCAUUCCCUCUAUUCUUCUCUCACUUUCUCCCUCUCGCCCUGUUUCCCUUCCUCCAUCCUUCCCUCCCUUCGACCUCCUCUCCCUUGCUUGUUCUCCCUUCGUCCCUGUCUCCCUCCUUCAAUCCCUCGUUUCCUCUCUCCUUCCUUGCAUUUCUCCUCCUUCCAUUCCCUCUAUUCUUCUCUCACUUUCUCCCUCUCGCCCUGUUUCCCUUCCUCCAUCCUUCCCUCCCUUCGACCUCCUCUCCCUUGCUUGUUCUCCCUUCGUCCCUGUCUCCCUCCUUCAAUCCCUCGUUUCCUCUCUCCUUCCUUACAUUUCUCCUCCUUCCAUUCCCUCUAUUCUUCUCUCACUUUCUCCCUCUCGCCCUGUUUCCCUUCCUCCAUCCUUCCCUCCCUUCGACCUCCUCUCCCUUGCUUGUUCUCCCUUCGUCCCUGUCUCCCUCCUUCAAUCCCUCGUUUCCUCUCUCCUUCCUUGCAUUUCUCCUCCUUCCAUUCCCUCUAUUCUUCUCUCACUUUCUCCCUCUCGCCCUGUUUCCCUUCCUCCAUCCUUCCCUCCCUUCGACCUCCUCUCCCUUGCUUGUUCUCCCUUCGUCCCUGUCUCCCUCCUUCAAUCCCUCGUUUCCUCUCUCCUUCCUUACAUUUCUCCUCCUUCCAUUCCCUCUAUUCUUCUCUCACUUUCUCCCUCUCGCCCUGUUUCCCUUCCUCCAUCCUUCCCUCCCUUCGACCUCCUCUCCCUUGCUUGUUCUCCCUUCGUCCCUGUCUCCCUCCUUCAAUCCCUCGUUUCCUCUCUCCUUCCUUGCAUUUCUCCUCCUUCCAUUCCCUCUCUUCUUCUCUCACUUUCUCCCUCUCGCCCUGUUUCCCUUCCUCCAUCUUUCCCUCCCUAUCUCCCUUGUUCGUUCCCAAUCCCCCCUCUCUCCCUCCUUCCCUCUCUGCUUCCUUCCCUCUCCCCAUCCUUCCCUCUCCCCAUCCUUCCCUCUCUCCCCCAUUCCCUCUACCCAUCCAUCCCUCUCUCCCUCACUCCCCCUCUCCCCCUUUCCCUCCUUCCCUCUCUCCCUCCUUGCCUUUCCCCUUCCUUUCCUCCUUCCCUCCUUCCCGCUCCCCUCCUUAGCUCUCUCCUUCCUUCCUUCCUUCCCUCUCUUCAAGUACUACUUCGUCUUGAUCUAAUCCCUUUCUAUUAA
Molecule: messenger RNA, 2094 nt
Organism: Closterium sp. Yama58-4
Lineage: Eukaryota; Viridiplantae; Streptophyta; Zygnematophyceae; Desmidiales; Closteriaceae
Source: the annotation of a GenBank genome assembly